This is a messenger RNA of Hyaloscypha bicolor E, 1712 nucleotides long. RefSeq names its product amino acid transporter-like protein. Lineage: Eukaryota; Fungi; Ascomycota; Leotiomycetes; Helotiales; Hyaloscyphaceae. The record is from RefSeq and is a predicted model, not a curated record. The transcript is spliced from 3 exons. Gene Ontology annotation, cellular component: endoplasmic reticulum. Gene Ontology annotation, molecular function: amino acid transmembrane transporter activity. Gene Ontology annotation, biological process: amino acid transmembrane transport. The coding region runs from base 46 to 1659 and encodes 537 amino acids.
ACUUCCUACAUCUGCUUGACAGCACAAUGCUUCCACGAUAGCAGCAUGGCCAAGGCCAAAACGAACGACAUCCGCAGGGAUGGCCAGCUUGCGGACGAUCUGCCAAACGAAGAAGAUCGUGGCCUCCUCUCAAGGAAUUCCACAGACGACGAGGAAGACAUAGUUGUUCACCCCGGCCGCGAGUCACCUCCCCAAACCCCUCGAACACCACGAACUCCCAAUCGAGUCCGAUUUGACCUCCCUCCUGCUAUUGAUACCGACCACGAAGACAAUGACGCCCCUCCUCCCUACGUCGAUUCCCCUCUCUCGGGGCGCCGAGACCCCCGCCCUCAAGCCUCACUGCCCCUCCUCACAGACAUCGAAGCUCCUUCUAUCACCCUAGCAGCGAGUCCUUGGGGGGAUGAUGAUGUGCAUGAAUGGGCAGAACGGGAGCGUCUGCGUCCGAAGUCUGGCUUGCGCUCAGCCUUCAUGAACAUGGCGAAUUCAAUCAUCGGGGCAGGGAUCAUUGGCCAGCCUUACGCGUUUCGGCAAGCUGGACUUUUGACGGGAAUUAUACUGCUCAUUGUGCUUACAAUCACUGUGGACUGGACGAUACGCCUGAUUGUGAUAAAUAGCAAGUUGAGCGGGAGUAACAGCUUUCAAGGGACUGUCGAGCAUUGCUUUGGGAAGCCGGGCUUAAUUGCUAUCUCUAUUGCUCAAUGGGCAUUCGCAUUUGGCGGAAUGGUAGCGUUUGGCAUCAUUGUGGGCGAUUCCAUUCCGCAUGUUUUGGCGGCGGUGUUUCCGGGGUUGGGGGAUAUACCGGUGUUGAGUCUUUUGACUAAUAGACGGGCUGUUAUUGUGAUUUUUAUACUGGGGAUCAGCUAUCCUCUGAGCUUGUAUCGGGAUAUUGCCAAGUUGGCAAAAGCAAGCACUCUGGCGUUGAUCAGCAUGGUGGUCAUUUUAUUUACGGUUGUCACACAAGGCUUUUUUGUUCCCAAAGAAUCAAGAGGCACUUUUGAUUUACCUCUUAUGACGAUCAAUAAUGGGGUAUUCCAAGCUAUUGGUGUUAUAUCAUUCGCAUUUGUUUGCCAUCAUAAUUCCCUCCUCAUUUACGGCUCCCUCAAAACUCCAACCAUUGAUCGAUUUGCCAAGGUCACUCAUUACAGUACCGGCAUCUCCAUGGUGGCUUGCCUUCUCAUGGCUCUAGCUGGCUUCCUAACCUUCGGUUCCCUCACUGAAGGAAACGUCCUCAACAACUUCCCAUCAGACAACAUAAUGGUCAACAUCGCCCGGCUUUGUUUCGGCCUCAACAUGCUCACCACCCUCCCUCUCGAAGCUUUCGUCUGCCGAGAAGUUAUGUUCAACUACUGGUUCCCCGGCGAACCUUUCAACAUGAACCUGCACCUCAUAUUUUCCUCCUCCUUAGUGAUAAGUUCGAUGCUACUUAGUCUCAUCACCUGUGAUCUCGGAGUCGUGUUUGAAUUGAUCGGCGCAACAAGUGCGUGCGCUUUGGCUUACAUUUUACCCCCUUUGUGUUACAUAAAGCUUAGUACGAGGAGUUGGAAGACGGCGCCUGCGGUUGGUUGCGUGGUGUUUGGAUUCGUGGUUAUGGGUAUCAGCUUGGUGCAGGCGGUUACAAAGAUGAUUAGGAAUGAGGGAGGUGUCACGCAGUGCCGUUAGACAGAGGCAUGGUAUAAUAUAGAAUGUAGGAUAUGGAGAGAUUAAUCACAAGC